UAACCCACCUAACUUCUCACAAUUUACACCACCUCAUGUGAACAUACUCAACUCGUUCUGGAUGAUCGAUCGGCAUGGAAGAGUCCUCCCCACCGCUACCGACAGCCAACAAGGGGAAGCAAGAAUCGGCAUCGGCUGCCCACUACGCGAAGAAACGAUGUCUGUCGUUGGCAGCGUCCUUGGGAGAAGGAGUUGGGUAUCUCAAAGCCAGUGUGGUGGGUCUGAGCAAGAAACUCACCGCCAAGACUGAGAAGGAGGCCACCGACGCCGAUCUUCAGACCGCAAAGAUGCAGGUUCAGGCAGCUGACCACGCUGAAGAUGUCAAGAAGCGCCUUCAUUAGAUGGUGUCUGUUGUUAUGUCGUAAGGGCGUGUUUGGGCGACUUCUACAAAAGCGUAUUGGUACUGUUAAGGUGUAUGAAUGAUAAUUUUUAUUUUUGAAACUGUCAAUGAAAAA
Molecule: messenger RNA, 455 nt
Organism: Sesamum indicum (sesame)
Lineage: Eukaryota; Viridiplantae; Streptophyta; Magnoliopsida; Lamiales; Pedaliaceae
Source: RefSeq, a predicted model, not a curated record